AUGCGCGGUGCCAGGCCUCAUCUGUGCACCUUUCCUGGCCCGGAGGAACCCCCUGUCAUCGACAUGGAACAAGCAACCCAGUCAUACUCAGGUUCUUUGAACAUUGUUAUUUUUCCAAAAAUUCAUCUAAGCAGCCAAAAACAUCACCCAGCCUGGCCAUCUAAACCAGUAGGGUUCAGGAAUCCGUCCAGCCUUACACCCCCGUUCUUCAAGAGCCCAGCCAGGCCUGACGCAGGGGGACUUCUAGGUGGUGGGGGAGGGCUGGACUGGAACCCAAGGCCCCUGACCCCCAGCCUAGAGCUCCUUCCCUCCCUGCCCCCGCCUAUGGGGUACCGAAGAGAGGGGUCACGAGGACUGAUCAACCCCCUACUGGUCCUUUCCUGGGAGUAUGGGCACAGCCUCAGAUCUCCCCAUCCUUUCUCCAAACAUUGGCUCUUCCUCUCCAGAGGUACUCUGGACACUCUUUCACUUUGCUGGGUGACCUUGGGCAAGCCCCUGCUCCUUUCUGAGCCUCCAUUUCCUCAUCUGUUAAAUGGAGGCCUUGUUUCCCACCCAGGCCAUUCUGGGGGCUGGAGGAAUGCUGUGUGCCAUCUCAGGGCUCCAUGACGGUGAGGCAGCACCCCUCCUCGGGCUCCAUGCUCAGCUUUCCUCCCUGGCCCCGCAGACUGCCCUGGGGUCAGGAGCACGUGGCAGGCAGGGCACCGUGAUGGAGUAGCAUGCCUUCAGGUUUGCUCCCUCCCAGACCUGCUGCAGGGAAAGUGGGCUUUGGAUGGGACCAGAGUCUAAGACAGUUCCAGGGAGGCUCUGAGACAUCUUGGGCCCCAGGGGCUGGGGCAACAGAGGCAGCUGGAGCUCCUGCCCCAUUCCUGGGCUUCAGAGAGAUUCCAGAAUGUCCCCCCAGCUGACUCUCAUUAUGUGACACAGCUUCAGAUCAUAAUGUAUUUGAAAGAUAUUGGUAAUGUUGUUGUUCUAACCACCUCUUCCCUUCACCUCUGUGAAUUAUCAUGAAGAGUCCUUUAAGAAUAUAGAAGACAAAGAAAGAUGCUAUUAAUGUUAUUUUGCCAAAAAUAUUUUUGUAGCAUAAUAUAUUAAUAAAAGACA
Molecule: messenger RNA, 1101 nt
Organism: Lutra lutra (Eurasian river otter)
Lineage: Eukaryota; Metazoa; Chordata; Mammalia; Carnivora; Mustelidae
Exons: 3
Coding region: 1-606 (201 amino acids)
Source: RefSeq, a predicted model, not a curated record